AUGUACGACCCUCCGAGCCCGCACGCACGCGCCGCUCGCGCCCUCAGGCCGCCGUCGUGGUACGCAGCACCAUCCGCACACGGCCACACGCCCGACGCGCCCGACGACGACGCGAGCGAGACUGCCCCGCUCACCUACCUAACGAGGCUGGCCCAGCCCUUUGAUGACCCAUACGAGGAACUAUGUCGCUCCUUCAACGUCUACAAGACCUCCGUCACACUCCUUCCAGAUGGCGCCGUCCCGCCCACCGUAUGCAUGCCCGUCCGCCGCGACGCGCACAUGCCCACCCACGGGCUAAUUGUCCUCCCGUCCCACGCCGCUCCUGCCCCGUCUGCUUCCUCUUCUACUCCCUCGCCGGCCGGCCACUCUUUCCCCGACUCGCCUCGCCCUCUCGCUCUCCCCAUCAACGCCGACCUCUUUGCGCAACGCUUCACGUACGACCUCUCACGUCUAUCUGCUGAUGACGCGUACGCAAUGGGCUCGACGCUCCCCCUGCCGACGAUCCCUCUGUCCCUCCCCCACCCGCUCUCCGUCUCUCUCCUCCUCUUCUUCGGACUCGGGCUGUCUCUGCCCCUGGCUUCGCUGCCGCCCUCGCCAUCAACUUCUAGCUCGCCGGAGUGUGCCUCGCGGCGAAGAAGCGGCCCGUCCCCGCUCGACACGCACACCGGCCUUCUCGCCAGCUUCCUCCUCCCGGACCACGUCAUCACCGAGUUCCCCUCGGGCCCCGCAAUGGCCUCCGCGCUCCUGCGCGGCUCGCGCGCCGUCAUCCGCACCGCCGCACACUCCGACUCGGGGUCCAGCGCAGGCUCGGGCUCGGACGGGGACUCGGACGGGGACGAGCCGCAGCCUGACGAGGCGAUGGACGCGCAGCUGCGGGAGCGCACGGCGUUCGUGGGCGGGCUCUGGGCGAACGUGCUCGCGCUCGGCCCGCGCGACGGGCGGAUCGUCGACAUGGUCCGCUGCGCGUGGAACGUGUGCCGGGAGGCGCGCCGCCUGCGCGAGCUGGAGCAGCGCGGGCGGCGGCGGCGCUAG
Fomitopsis serialis is the source of this 1032-nucleotide messenger RNA. RefSeq lists its product as uncharacterized. The coding region runs from base 1 to 1032 and encodes 343 amino acids. NCBI's taxonomy places the organism in Eukaryota, Fungi, Basidiomycota, Agaricomycetes, Polyporales, Fomitopsidaceae. The record is from RefSeq and is a predicted model, not a curated record. The transcript has 3 exons.